AUGGAUAGACAGCGCAUUGGUCGUCACAAUCAAGAAAGGCAACACCAGCCAACGGCACUGUCAUUCACGAGUGAUGGGCAGGGGAGCAUGCACGGUGAUGGGCAGGGGAGCAUGCACGGUGAUGGGCAGGGGAGCAUGCACGGUGAUGGGCAGGGGAGCAUGCACAGUGAUGGGCAGGGGAGCAUGCACGGUGAUGGGCAGGGGAGCAUGCACGGUGAUGGGCAGGGGAGCAUGCACGGUGAUGGGCAGGGGAGCAUGCACGGUGAUGGGCAGGGGAGCAUGCACGGUGAUGGGCAGGGGAGCAUGCACGGUGAUGGGCAGGGGAGCAUGCACGGUGAUGGGCAGGGGAGCAUGCACGGUGAUGGGCAGGGGAGCAUGCACGGUGAUGGGCAGGGGAGCAUGCACGGUGAUGGGCAGGGGAGCAUGCACGGUGAUGGGCAGGGGAGCAUGCACGGUGAUGGGCAGGGGAGCAUGCACGGUGAUGGGCAGGGGAGCAUGCACGGUGAUGGGCAGGGGAGCAUGCACGGUGAUGGGCAGGGGAGCAUGCACGGUGAUGGGCAGGGGAGCAUGCACGGUGAUGGGCAGGGGAGCAUGCACGGUGAUGGGCAGGGGAGCAUGCACGGUGAUGGGCAGGGGAGCAUGCACGGUGAUGGGCAGGGGAGCAUGCACGGUGAUGGGCAGGGGAGCAUGCACGGUGAUGGGCAGGGGAGCAUGCACGGUGAUGGGCAGGGGAGCAUGCACGGUGAUGGGCAGGGGAGCAUGCACGGUGAUGGGCAGGGGAGCAUGCACGGUGAUGGGCAGGGGAGCAUGCACGGUGAUGGGCAGGGGAGCAUGCACGGUGAUGGGCAGGGGAGCAUGCACGGUGAUGGGCAGGGGAGCAUGCACGGUGAUGGGCAGGGGAGCAUGCACGGUGAUGGGCAGGGGAGCAUGCACGGUGAUGGGCAGGGGGCGCAUGCACGGGGAGCAUGCACGGUGAUGGGCAGGGGAGCAUGCACGGUGAUGGGCAGGGGCGCAUGCACGGUGAUGGGCAGGGGAGCAUGCACGGUGAUGGGCAGGGGAGCAUGCACGGUGAUGGGCAGGGGAGCAUGCACGGUGAUGGGCAGGGGAGCAUGCACGGUGAUGGGCAGGGGAGCAUGCACGGUGAUGGGUAGGGGCGCAUGCACGGUGAUGGGCAGGGGAGCAUGCACGGUGAUGGGCAGGGGAGCAUGCACGGUGAUGGGCAGGGGAGCAUGCACGGUGAUGGGCAGGGGAGCAUGCACGGUGAUGGGCAGGGGAGCAUGCACGGUGAUGGGCAGGGGCGCAUGCACGGUGAUGGGCAGGGGAGCAUGCACGGUGAUGGGCAGGGUAGCAUGCACGGUGAUGGGCAGGGGAGCAUGCACGGUGAUGGGCAGGGGAGCAUGCACGGUGAUGGGCAGGGGAGCAUGCACGGUGAUGGGCAGGGGCGCAUGCACGGUGAUGGGCAGGGGCGCAUGCACGGUGAUGGGCAGGGGAGCAUGCACGGUGAUGGGCAGGGGAGCAUGCACAGUGAUGGGCAGGGGAGCAUGCACGGUGAUGGGCAGGGGAGCAUGCACGGUGAUGGGCAGGGGAGCAUGCACGGUGAUGGGCAGGGGCGCAUGCACGGUGAUGGGCAGGGGAGCAUGCACGGUGAUGGGCAGGGGAGCAUGCACGGUGAUGGGCAGGGGAGCAUGCACGGGGAGCAUGCACGGUGAUGGGCAGGGGAGCAUGCACGGUGAUGGGCAGGGGAGCAUGCACGGUGAUGGGCAGGGGAGCAUGCACGGUGAUGGGCAGGGGAGCAUGCACGGUGAUGGGCAGGGGCGCAUGCACGGUGAUGGGCAGGGGAGCAUGCACGGUGAUGGGCAGGGUAGCAUGCACGGUGAUGGGCAGGGGAGCAUGCACGGUGAUGGGCAGGGGAGCAUGCACGGUGAUGGGCAGGGGAGCAUGCACGGUGAUGGGCAGGGGCGCAUGCACGGUGAUGGGCAGGGGAGCAUGCACGGUGAUGGGCAGGGGAGCAUGCACGGUGAUGGGCAGGGGAGCAUGCACGGUGAUGGGCAGGGGAGCAUGCACGGUGAUGGGCAGGGGAGCAUGCACGGUGAUGGGCAGGGGAGCAUGCACGGUGAUGGGCAGGGGAGCAUGCACGGUGAUGGGCAGGGGAGCAUGCACGGUGAUGGGCAGGGGAGCAUGCACGGUGAUGGGCAUGCACGGUGA
Molecule: messenger RNA, 2205 nt
Organism: Closterium sp. NIES-65
Lineage: Eukaryota; Viridiplantae; Streptophyta; Zygnematophyceae; Desmidiales; Closteriaceae
Source: the annotation of a GenBank genome assembly